Oncorhynchus masou masou (cherry salmon) is the source of this 3744-nucleotide messenger RNA. Its product is annotated as sorting and assembly machinery component 50 homolog A. NCBI's taxonomy places the organism in Eukaryota, Metazoa, Chordata, Actinopteri, Salmoniformes, Salmonidae. Gene Ontology annotation, cellular component: outer membrane. Gene Ontology annotation, biological process: protein insertion into mitochondrial outer membrane; mitochondrial respiratory chain complex assembly. The transcript is spliced from 15 exons. The record is from RefSeq and is a predicted model, not a curated record. The coding region runs from base 155 to 1564 and encodes 469 amino acids.
ACCCAGGAUGAGUUGGGGGUGUGGUUUCGAUGGUGUCAUGGCUUCCCCCGUCCACGAAGCUACAUCUCUAUUGAGCCGAGCGUGAAUUAAAUGUCUUUUAAUUUCGUAAAAUAAACACCAACAUUUGAAGGACUACACAUUCAAUACCUUAAUCAUGGGCACCGUCCACGCAAGGAGUCUUGACCCUCUGCCAAUGCAAGGACCUGAGUUGGGGGUUCAUGCGGAUGACAUCGAGACCCCAGAAAUGGAGCAGGAAUCAAAACAAGAGGUUCUUGAAAACAAAGAUGUCAUAGUCCAGCAUGUUCACAUAGAUGGUCUGGGAAGAACCAAGGAGGAUUGCUUAACAUACGAGAUUGCUGGUGUCUUCAGAGCAAAGAACUUGAUUGACGUCAUGAAGAGAGCCCACGAAGCCAGACAGAAGCUCCUCCGUCUUGGUAUCUUCAGACAGGUGGAGGUUGUCAUUGAUACCUCACAAGGGGUGGAUGCGCUGCCUAACGGACUAGAUGUGACGUUUGAAGUGACUGAGCUGAGACGCAUGACUGGUAGCUAUAACACCAUGGUUGGAAAUAACGAAGGCAGCAUGGUUCUUGGUCUGAAGCUGCCCAAUGUUUUUGGUCGUGCGGAAAAGCUAACAUUCCAGUUCUCCUAUGGCACCAAAGAGACUUCCUAUGGGCUGUCUUUCUUCAAGCCUCAACCUGGUCACUUUGAGCGCAAUUUCGCUGUUAACUUUUACAAAGUCACAGGCCAGUUUCCAUGGAGCUCGCUGAGAGAGACUGAUCGUGGCGUCUCCACAGAAUUCAGUUUCCCUCUUUGGAAGACAAACCACACCCUGAAGUGGGAGGGUGUGUGGCGAGAGCUGGGAUGUCUGGCACGUACCGCCUCGUUCGCAGUCCGGGAGGAGAGCGGCCACUCCCUCAAGUCAUCACUCUCGCAUGCCAUGGUCAUCGACACCAGAAACUCCACAAUCCUUCCCAGGAGGGGAGCCUUGCUGAAAAUCAACCAGGAGUUGGCUGGCUACACUGGAGGAGAUGCCAGUUUUCUGAAAGAGGACUUUGAGCUCCAAUUUAACAAACGUCUUUUCUGGGACUCGGUCCUGUCUGCAUCUCUCUGGGGCGGAUGCCUUCUGCCCAUUGGAGAUAAGCCAACUUGCAUUGCUGACAGGUUCUAUCUCGGUGGUCCUACUAGCGUCAGAGGAUUCAGUAUGUACAGCAUCGGCCCACAGAGUGAAGGUGACUACCUGGGAGGUGAGGUGUAUUGGGCUGGAGCCGUCCACCUGUAUACUCCACUGCCCUUCCGUCCAGGCAAAGGGGGAUUCGGAGACCUCUUCAGGACCCACUUCUUCCUCAAUGCUGGGAACCUGUGUAACCUCAACUAUGGUGACGGGCCUCGAGCACACCUGAGUAAGCUGGCAGAGUGUAUCCGCUGGUCCUAUGGAGCGGGAAUCGUGCUGAGACUCGGAAACAUCGCUCGGCUGGAGCUCAACUACUGCAUUCCCAUGGGCGUCCAGAGUGGAGACAGGAUAUGCGACGGGGUCCAGUUUGGAGCUGGAAUCCGAUUUCUGUGAUGUCGUCCUGUUGUCUUGCUGCAUUGAAUUGUGGAACACAGGACUUUGUUUCGUUGGUUUUAGGAAGUGGGAGGUGAUCUAUAGGGGUCACUUCCAACACAGCGAAGGUUGCUGGGAAUGAAAUGUCUACAACCAAACUAUUGUAAGUAAAAUGGACAGGGCAUCAAUGGGGAAUUUCCUCCAGUACUAAUGAAGGAUGAGUCUCCAGUGCUCAAGAUGUUAAAACUAGAGGCCUUCACGGGUUCAAAAAGUUGUACCUGUUCCGAAAUGGACCUGGGGCUUUCCCGUCCGGACCCAAUAUGCCUACAUUUAUUUGUUAAAUAUAGAGACCCGUUCCGAAUGGACACGAGGACAACUAGACCCAUUCUGCGUAGACCUGGUUGGAUCCAGUCCGGAUACGAGUGAGGGAAUUCACAUUAAAGUCAAUUUUUAAGCGACCGGCGGUGAUAAAGCGAGGGAGAGGUAGAGCUCUAGCAGGACGUGUCAGCUAGUGACACAGGGAGCAGGGAAGGGGGAGGGAGAGGUAGAGCUCUAGCAGGACGUGACAGCUAGUGACACGGGGAGCAGGGAAGAGGGAGGGAGAGGUAGAGCUCUAGCAGGACGUGACACAGGGAGCAGGGGAGUGGGAGGGAGAGACGAGAAACGGCAACCGACUAAGCCGACUCGCGCUAUGUUAGAGUGAAUAGCAGCCUAGCUAGCUGUGUUAAUCUCGUCCUACACAGUUAGAAACAACUUCAUUCAGAAUAUUAAGUAGCAGCCUACCUGUUGGCUCUUGGUUUUUGUAGCCUAUCCCUCUCCUUUAACUUCCGUCAUUUUAAAUUAAAUAUUCCAUUGAUAUUUCCUAACUUUUGCCACACAUGGAGGCUCUAUGACUAUAGCCCAGCGUUUUCCAAACUCAGUUCCGGGGACCCUAAGCGGUGCAUGUUUUGUUUGUUUGCCUUAGCACUACACAGCUGAUUCAAAUAAUCAACGUUUUUAAUGAUCAGUUGAUUAUUUGAAUCAGCUGUGUGUAGUGCUAAGUCAAACAAACAAAACGUGUACUGCUUAGGGUCCCCGGGACUGAGUUUGGAAAACACUGUUCUAGCCUAUUGCUGCUUUGAUGACUUAUGAUUGGCCAACAACAAGCGAGACAUGCCACUCUUGUGAAACGAGGAGCAGCUUAAAUGAUAUGAUUUCUCUCUCUCUGUACUACAGCAGAUCUGUAUGGGUACUUCCGGACAUUUGGUAUUUUGGUAUUUUAUUAGGAUCCCCAUUAGCUGUUGCAAAAGCAGCAGUUACUCUUCCUGGGGUCCACAAAAAAACAUGAAACAUUAUACAGAACAUUAAUAGACGAGAACAGCUCAAGGACAGAACUACAUACAUUUUUAUUUUUUUUAAGGCACACGUAGCCUACAUAUCAAUGCAUACACACAAACUAUCUAGGUCAAAUAGGGGAGAGGCGUGCCGGGUUGCUUUAUCUGUUUUUUGAAACCAGGUUUGCGUGUUUAUUUGGUCGUUAAAAUUAUACACCCGUGACAAUCAUAUCAGAUCCGACCCAGACCUGUGACAUUAUUUAGAAUUGUGGAUCCGAACCCUCUCGGGUAUUCGGUUACAGGUGGAUCUGUGAAGACCUCUAGUGGAAACCUAAGAACGGCAGACAUCAGCCAUGAGUCAAAUAUGUCAAUGUGGUCUAAAUUAUUAUGCUGAUUUAAUACAUGUUAUCAUCUACAGUUAUUAAAGUUACACUGAGUCUCUAUAGCAUCCACUUGCCUUCCGGUUGAUUUUUGGUUUGUGUAUUGAAACAACAUGGAUUAAACCAUUUUCAGUGGUGUAAAGUAAAUACGUAAAAAUACUUUUGAAGUACUACUUAAGUCGUUUUUGUAUCUGUAAUUUACUAUUGAGAUUGGACAACUUUUAGUUUUACUCUACUACAGUCCUAAAGAAAAUAUUUACUCUUUACUCCCAUACCCUUUCCCUGACACUCAGACUUACUCGUAACGUUCCCGAAUGCUUAGCAGGACAGGAAAAUGGUCAAAUUCAUGCACUUAUCAAGAGAAUGCGGGUCCUCGCUACUGCUUCUGAUAUGGUGGACUCACUAAACACAAGUGCUUCGUUUGAAAAUGAUGUCUGAGUGUUGGAGUGCCCCUGGCUAUCCUUACAUUGUUUAUAUAUAAAUAAAUAAUUUGGUUUGCUUCAUAUGA